This is a messenger RNA of Myripristis murdjan (pinecone soldierfish), 1127 nucleotides long. Its product is annotated as claudin-4-like. NCBI's taxonomy places the organism in Eukaryota, Metazoa, Chordata, Actinopteri, Holocentriformes, Holocentridae. The transcript has a single exon. The coding region runs from base 162 to 806 and encodes 214 amino acids. Gene Ontology annotation, cellular component: bicellular tight junction; membrane. The record is from RefSeq and is a predicted model, not a curated record. Gene Ontology annotation, molecular function: structural molecule activity.
CAGACCAACCUUCCAGCUUUUCAAGGAGACAAAGAACCAGCAGGCUUACGUCACUCCAAGGGAGGAUUCAAGACAGCAUUGGUCUCAAGUCAAGCCUGACAGAUAUCAAGGGACAGUUUUCAGACAAAGAAACCCAACCGGAGCAACAGAGAACAUCCAAGAUGGUGUCUGCUGGGAUGCAAAUGCUUGGCACAGCCCUGGGGAUCCUGGGCUGGAUUGGCGCCAUCAUCGUCUGUGCCAUUCCCAUGUGGAGGGUGACGGCCUUCAUCGGCAGCAACAUCGUCACCUCGCAGACGUCCUGGGAAGGCAUCUGGAUGAGCUGCGUGGUCCAGAGCACAGGCCAGAUGCAGUGCAAGGUCUACGACUCCAUGCUGGCCCUCGACCGUGACCUCCAGGCUGCCCGGGCGCUGACUAUCAUCUCUAUUGUGGUUGGCAUCAUGGCCAUCCUGCUGGCUGUGGCCGGGGGGAAAUGCACCAACUGUGUGGAGGAUGAGACAUCCAAGGCCAAGGUGGGCGUCGCAGCCGGCGUCACAUUCAUCGUAGCUGGAGUUCUGUGCCUGAUCCCUGUGUGCUGGACGGCCCACACCAUCAUCCGUGACUUCUACAACCCGAUGGUGGUGAACGCGCGGAAAAGAGAGCUGGGUGCUGCGCUGUACAUCGGGUGGGGCGCAUCGGCUCUCCUGCUGAUCGGAGGGGGGCUGCUUUGCUGCAACUGCCCUCGUAAGGAUGACAACUCCUAUGGUGCCAGGUACAAAGCUGCCCGAUCUGAGGCCUCGGCACCGGCAUCAGGAAAAGACUAUGUCUAAAACAGAUGGAGAUGAGGCUUGUGCAUGGAUAAAGUACAGCACCAUUUAUUGGGACUGGUUACUGCUGGGUUGUGAGUGUUGAUAUUUGAGGAAGUUAAGACACAUUUUAUGAAGUGUUCCCGAAUUUUCCUGUUGUUUUUGGAGGGGAAAAAAGGGAGAGGAACCACACCCAAAUGAAGACAUUGAAUUCCUGUGAUGCUUUUAUGGUGUUUUUAUGAUUUAUAUUCUGAAAGAGUAUUCAACAGUUUUUUUAUGUAGUGUAAACGUAACUAAACUUUAUCUACAGUUUUGUUUUAGAAAAAAAAAUAAGUGGGUUGAAUU